AUACACACCUCCCCAACGGACUGACUGCCCCCCCCCCCCAAGAUCACCGUGACAUAGAACGGUCGCCCAAGCACCCCGGCCGACAUUCGGACGUUUGAAGUCUACGCCGAAUUCACCCUCGCUCGUUGCCAACCCUCUGUACUCGCGCAUACACUUGAGCCAGAUAGACCGACAUUCACAGGAACACCCUCGGUCAUCCCAGAUUUCCCCUUCUGUUGACCAUCCCCCCGUAUGUCAGGCCCACAAGGCCACGCAGGAGGCCGCGGUGGCGGUCCGCCGGCAGGUGGCUCCGCGGCUUCUGAGGGCAUGCAUACGGCGGGCCAAGAAGGGGGUCACCCUCCAUACUCCCUCCCUGGCGUAUUACACUACCUCCAGAUGGAAUGGCGGCGGUUCGAACGAGAGCGAAAUGAGUGGGAAAUUGAGAAGUCUGAUCUUAAGGCCAAGAUCGCGUUUCUAGAAGGCGAGAGAAGGGGAACAGAGAACCUACGAACUGAUCUGAUGCGGAGAGUAAAGAUGCUAGAGUAUGCGUUACGGCAAGAAAGAACAAAGUUUACUAAACUGCAACAAGAGAAACGAUCAUCCGUCACGGCCUCUGAUGAUGCUACCGCUGCGAGUCAGAACAAUGCUGCUGCCAGUACCGCGACCGUCUCGGAACCGCCAGCGGCAUUGCCGGAAAACGUGCUGGCGGCGUCCGCGAAUUAUGGAACGCUGAACCUGGGAGGCGGGCUAGGGACAUCGUUGAACUACACGAAAGGCUUUGGGCAUGCGCGUAGCAAGGAAAUCCUGAAAAAUUACCUCAAGGAGAUGGGGUUCUUGAUGACCACGGGAGGAGGACCGGGCUCUGAAACAAAAUCAGAUGAUGUCGGAGACGACAUCUCGAUCGAUUCACCAUUGAUGGGACGACCCCCGGGAAGGGGAGGAGAGCAGGGGACCGCUGGAGCUCCAAAUGAGACUGGAGCUCAACGGAGCGUCACCAUCGGGCGGAAAGCGACGGCAAAGAUGUUACCAACGAAGGAGAAUCAUCUUUCCGUGCACCAGGAGCCGCCAGCAGAGAAGAGAUCGCCCCCAAAAGCCGCUCCCUCCCUCGAACCUUCCAUAGAUCUCUCUUCCCGAACCAGCGACACAAAGCAGUCUGAUAAUCACACGGAAAGCAGGCCGCAGAAGGAGGUCGUAAGGGCGGAACCGACUGCUGGACCAAAGUCGAAACAUGAGAAACGAGAAAAUGGGAAACUUCCGCAAGGGUCGCGCAAGCCUACGGUGCUGGACGACGGACGACUGACGGCAGAUGAGAUGCAUGAACUGAAGCUCACUCCUGAGAAAGUGAAUAAAGUCAUGAGCAGGAUAGAGGGCAAACCUGCCAAUAAAAAGAAGAAUAACGAGGUGGCAAGUUCCACCCAAAUACCAUCUGUGGUUGGCAACGCGAUAGGGUUCGAGAACGAUGGCCUGGCGUCAUUAGCUCUGAACGACGAGGACACGAACGAGGGGUCGAAGAAAGGUGGGAAAAAGCAACUCGGGAAUCAACGGAUAUGGCGGCCCAAAGUUCUGCUAAGAAACCACCUCGACUCGAUCCGAGCUGUUGCGUUCUCUACUCAGGAUAACGCAUUCGUGACCGCGUCAGAGGACGGGACGGCAAAGAUAUGGAAUCUGAGUCGAUUGGAUGAGCGGUCGAGAGCGUCAGCCGAGAUAGAGCCGCUGCAUACAUUGCGUGGACAUACGGAGCCAUUAACAUCACUGGCCCUGUCGGCCGAUGGGUCUACAUGCUUUACAGGGAGUGUGGACGCGACGAUAAGAGCGUGGCGGAUACCACCACCGUCUAGGGAUCCAUAUGGCAGCUACCACGAAGCCAACCAAUACAAACUUCACACCUACGUCGGCCAUUCCGACGUAAUCUGGGACUUGAAACUCCACCCGCUCCCCCAGCAAAGCCCCUGGCUCGCCUCCGUCUCCGGCGACGGCGCCCUCAAACUCUGGAACACCACCCCCGACGAAUGGGGCCUCCGCACGACCCUAUGGUACAACGGCGCGAGCCACGGCGGCGCAAUCAACGAGCCGGGGGGCACGACCGAGGGCCAGAACCCGACCUCUGUCGACUGGAUAUAUACCAACCUGAAUCGGCUGGCGGUGUCGUAUCAGAAUAGUAUGGUGAAGAUCUUUGACCCGGAGACGGGGCAGGAGGUGUUGAGGUGUAAGAGUGAUGAGAGUUAUGACGGCACCGUACGGUCCCAAAUCAACAAGGUCGUCGCGCACCCACUGCUACCUCUCCUCGUCACAUGUCACGAGGACCGCUAUGUCCGGAUCUUUGACACGAAUACAGGCCAAUGCAUACAUUCCAUGAUCGCCCACCAAGACUCAGUCUCAACAGCCGAUAUCUCCUCCGAUGGGCUCGUGCUCGCCACCGGAGGCCACGACUGCUCCCUCCGCUGGUGGGACCUCUCGACCCGCAAAUGCGUGCAAGAGUACACAUCGCACCGCAAAAAGAACGACGAAGGGAUCUGGGCGGUCAAGUUCCACCCGGAGCAGACGCAUCAGAUGGCUACGGGGGGUGCGGAUGCGGUUGUGAAGGUUUAUGCGUUUGAGAUGGGAGGUGCGGGGUCGUGACCGCGGGAACCUUGAAGACACCACACACACCCAAGAAGGACGCCCCACCUCUACCCAAAGGAGAAGUGGGAAGACACGCAUCCCGAACGCGGUCGCAGGGACUGGCUGGCUGAUACCGGUGUUGAGACUCCCUCCCCCCAUCCUGUGUGCAUCUCGGACAGCCUCCCCCCCACCUCGUCGCACACACCCUUGCAUCCCAAUCCCCCCGGCAUCCCAUACGGAA
This is a messenger RNA of Fimicolochytrium jonesii, 2821 nucleotides long. RefSeq names its product WD40-repeat-containing domain protein. The record is from RefSeq and is a predicted model, not a curated record. Bases 232 to 2598 code for a protein of 788 amino acids. Lineage: Eukaryota; Fungi; Chytridiomycota; Chytridiomycetes; Spizellomycetales; Powellomycetaceae. Gene Ontology annotation, molecular function: protein binding. The transcript is spliced from 13 exons.